Molecule: messenger RNA, 1384 nt
Organism: Syzygium oleosum
Lineage: Eukaryota; Viridiplantae; Streptophyta; Magnoliopsida; Myrtales; Myrtaceae
Product: putative RING-H2 finger protein ATL21A
Exons: 2
Coding region: 1-1113 (370 amino acids)
Molecular function (GO): polysaccharide binding
Source: RefSeq, a predicted model, not a curated record
AUGUACAUCUUAGUCAAUCUCUUUGUUCUCUUCCUCUUCCAGAGCAGAACCGCCGCACAGAAUUGCUCGGUCACGGCUUGCGGCGGUGGCAGCAGCAUCCCAAUUCGGUUUCCCUUCUGUUUGGAAAGCAGUCAGCAACCCGAGAGCUGCGGGUACCCGGGCUUCAAGUUAAGUUGCGACGGCCGAGGAACAACAAUCCUGAGACUUCGUCAUUCCGGUGAAUUCUUUGUCCGCGAGAUAAAUUUUCCCAUGCAGCAGAUACAGCUCUAUGAUCCAGGGGAUUGCCUCCCUAAACGACUUCUUCAGCUGAAUCUUUCGGAUUCUCCAUUUUCGGCCAGUUAUUAUGAGAACUACACGUUCCUUGACUGUCCGAUGAAGCUCACGUACUCGGCCAUUGCGUGCCUCAGUAACAGUACUCGCACCGUUCUUGCAUCUUCGGAUGAGAGCUUCGUGAAGACUAUGGCCGCGGUCUGCAGCAUAAUGGUCAGUCGACCAAUCCCGCUGUCUUGGCCCGUUCAAUAUGAUCAGGGCCCUUCAGAUUACCUGAAUCAGGAUCUUCUGCUCUCCUGGUUUACGCCUGACUGCAUAGAUUGUGAGAUGAAGGGUGGCAUGUGUGGAUUUGCGAGCAAUGGCAGUCAGAACAUCGGUUGUUUCAGCAUCCCAGCUACAGAUCGAACAAGCAAGGGUCUCCUGAUUUUCAGGAUUAUAUGCCUCACAGUUGCUUUGCCAGCUAUCAUUAGCUCCAUCGGGAUCGGGGUCUUCAUUUGCUGCACGGACCGAAGACUAGGCAGUAACAGGGCUAGCAACUCGCUGCAGAGCAUCGAUCCAGCCGCGGUGACCCCACAACCGAGCAUUGUGACGGUUGGCCUGGACGAAUCCACCAUCGAAUCUUUCACAAAGAUAGUACUUGGUGAGAGUCUUCGCCUUUCAGGACCCAAUGACAAUAUUUGCCCGAUAUGCUUGGCUGAGUACCGGCCCAAAGAGAUCCUAAGGUGCAUACCCAAGUGUACACACUGCUUCCAUGCAGAGUGCAUCGAUGAAUGGCUCAAGAUAAGCAGUAUGUGUCCGGUUUGCAGGAACUCUGCGUCACCGGUCCCUCCUGAUGAUACUUGAUGGAUCUCUAACUUUUUCUCGCUGUACUGGUGCAAAACCUCCAUAGCUUACGGCCAUUUUUCUUCUUUCAACUUUCUUUAAACUUACAGGGUCAAUCCUCUUAACCACACAAAUUAUUUUGAAGAAAAGAUUUGAUUCCGGGUGUUUUUUCUCAAGAACAUAAACUGUGCAUCUGCUUACAGAAUACAUUGAGUCCAUGCUUUCUUCCAAAUAACAAAAUGCAGGCGCAAAUCUUGCUGGAAUUUAGAACAAUUGACUUUAACAGGCAAAG